Molecule: messenger RNA, 309 nt
Organism: Lathyrus sativus (Indian pea)
Lineage: Eukaryota; Viridiplantae; Streptophyta; Magnoliopsida; Fabales; Fabaceae
Source: the annotation of a GenBank genome assembly
AUGUUUACUGAUGAUAUGCAGGUGUUAGAGGUUCGACCGGUGAUUGAUUGGGAUAAGGGAAAAGCUGUUACAUUUUUGCUAGAAUCACUUGGACUUAACAAUGAUGACAAUGUUCUAGCUAUAUAUAUCGGCGAUGAUCAGGCAGAUGAAGAUGCAUUUAAGGUUUUGAGUGAGGUUAAUAAAGGUUUCAGAAUCUUAGUUUCUUCUGCGCCUAAAGAAAGCAACGCGGAUUACUCUCUUUGUGAUCCUUAUGAGGUUAUGGAAUUUCUCAAAUCACUUGUGGCAUGGAAAUCAAACUCUUUAGAAUAA